UCUGUGAAGGCGCAUGAAAAUGACGUCUUGUUGUUUGAAAAUCAGGGUUCGAUCUACUUUGUGGUUAUCUUUCCUACUCUCCUAAAAGGUUCAUUUGAAAGCUUUAAUAACCACAAAAUACCGAAGAGCGAUUUAUAUUUAAGUAUUUUUAUAAAAUUGAUAUAUUACAUAUAAUCUAUGUAAGAUGCAAAGACAGGCCUCACUACAGAAAGGAAGCGUAAGAAAACAAAUUGGGACGCAGCCUAACGGAGGCGGCGCCAGUGUUUGAAAACUUCAACUAGCUAAGCUGUUCCGUGUUCCUUUUCUGCGGUUUUUUUUUUUUAACUAAUUUUGUUCAUUUUCUGAACUUGAUUCCAUUUUACUAGUAUUAAUCAUGGGUGUCCACGACUUGUGGUCCAUCAUUGAGCCAGUCCGAGAGACAGUGCCGUUGUACAGUUUGAGCGGAAAGACUCUGGCGGUAGACCUGAGCUUAUGGGUCUGUGAGGCUCAACACGUCCAGGGCAUGAUGGGCAAAGUUACUAAGCCCCAUCUGAGGAAUUUAUUUUUCCGAGUGUCGUCGCUCACACUGAUGGGGGUGAAGCUCGUUUUUGUCAUGGAGGGAGAAGCUCCCAAACUUAAAUCAGAAACGAUGAGCAAAAGGACAGAAAUGAGAUUCGGAGGAUCCAGAAAAGCUCAUUCCUCAAAGUCAUCCACAACUACCAGCAGAGGGCGCUUUAAUGCUGUACUCCGAGAGUGUACAGAGAUGUUGAACUGCCUGGGUUUGCCCUGGGUGACAGCAGCUGGGGAAGCAGAGGCCAUGUGUGCUUACCUGGACUCAGCAGGGCUGGUUGAUGGCUGUAUAACCAACGAUGGAGAUGCAUUCUUGUAUGGGGCUAGGACGGUCUACAGGAACUUCAAUAUGAACAGUAGAGACCCUCAGGUCGAUUGCUACCAGAGGUCUCGAGUGCAAACCGAGCUACACCUGUCAAGAGAGAAUCUUGUUGGCUUGGCCAUUCUCCUUGGUUGUGAUUAUAUUCCUAAGGGUAUACCUGGUGUUGGCAGAGAGCAGGCCUUGAGGCUUAUACAUACCCUGAAGGGACAGUCACUUCUACAGAGGUUCAAACAGUGGAAGCAGGAGAGUCCUGACGUGCCUUUCGGCGUUGCAAAGAAAGUUCCUCACUGCAACUUAUGUCGACAUCCUGGCUCAGCUAAGGCACACGAGCGUGGCGGCUGUGUGCUCUGCGGCAGUCAGCGAUUCUGCCAGCCUCAGGACUUCGAUUAUCAGUGUCCAUGUGACUGGCACUGCUACGAACAGAGCCGCCAGGCAUCGUCUCUGGAGGCAAACAUCAGGAAAAAAACUCUGGCAAGUCAGCAGUUCCCAUUUACAGAGAUUAUAAACGAGUUUCUGGUUUCCAAGGAUGAACCUGUGGCACAUUUUCAGAGGAAACAGCCAAAUAUUCUGCUGAUGCAGAAUUUCGCUUAUGAGAAGAUGGAGUGGCCAAAACACUACACGAGUGAAAAGGUUUUGGUCCUGAUGACCUACACUGAGCUGAUGAACAGAAAAUACGGAAGAGACGUGCCCUCCCAAAUCAUGCCUAUCCGAAUUCUGAAACCAAGGGUGAGGAACUUUGUGGCUUGCUUUGAAGUCAUCUGGAACACUCCAGAACAUUUUGUAUUUCCAGAGGAAAGACCCACAGAGGACCAACAUGAGGUGAGGACGGUGGAGGAAGAGUCGCUUUUCCGUGUGGCUUUCCCAGAGAUCGUUGAAAGCUACCUAAGAAGCAAAGCUCUGCUUAAAGAGAACAAAACUAAACAGAAGAAAGCGAGACGUAAAAAGGAGAAACCAUCUGAUAGUUCUGCUGGUGUCUCAGCUCUCUUGGCUCAGAUGACGCUUCAGACGUUCUUAGAAAACAGGUCCACUCAGCCACAAACUCAUCUCCCUUCCAGCUCAAGCUCAGAAAAAACUGAAUUGAUCAUUUUAGACACUCCAGUGAAUCGUAAGCAACACAGGAAAGAAAAAGAAGACGGUCAAGUCCGCGAAACUCUGCCUGACGUCGAACCACAAAGCGCUUCACCUUCUGUCUCUUCCUUUAUUGACGCUCUACAUCUCAGCAAUAUCGACUGGGAUGUGUUGUCUUUCACUUCAUCGCCUUCCCCACCGGCGGUCCAGGGUGCAGAGCCUGGGCAAACUGAUGAAACGCAAGGUGCAGCCAAACAGCCAGAGCUCUGUUGCACUGAGUAUCCUCUGAGAGACAGAGUCCUCAUGAGGAACGCAGAAAAAUCUCUGAAAGCUACAGCUGAGGUUUCAAAACAUCUGGACUGUGAGUUGGUCAUUUCACAUGAAAAGCAAACUGGGGAAAUUUCCAGUGGAAGUAGCAGUGAGGGCAUCAUGUUGACUGGCAAGGAAAAGGAACCAAUAACAAACAAAGUCCAAUGUAUGUUAAAAGAAAGUCUUGAAAGAUCAAAAAAGCCAAAGAUUUUGCCAUGUGAUGCUCAAAGUAAGACAAAGGAGGAAUCUAACAAACGUGAAAAGCCUUCUCCAAGAUAUAGAUUUGUCAGAGCUGCUUUGUCCUUGUCCUCUGCUCCGCCACAGAGAUGCCACUCUGACCCAGGACAAAGAGUCAAAAAGGGCAGCAUCAAGAAGACCGUCUGCAUGAGCGUGUGCUCAUCCAGCGAGGAUAGUGAUGUUGAAAACCGGCAAUCUGGACCUCAACGUCAAACAAAAAUGAAACCGGCAGACAAAAGUAUAAGUAGCCUAAUAGCAGACUUCCCUCUAAAACCAGCCUGUGAUCAGUUUAAAGCUGCUAAUCCAAAGACUUUUCAAACGCUUCAAUUAACUGGACCAAAAUCACAGAGCCAUGGGGAAAAAGUUGAAAAUGAAACACCUGCAUUGACAAAAAACAGCUGUCAGGAUGUUCAAACAACUAAAGUCAGUGAUGAUGAGAUUCUCCAGACUCCUGCUUCGCCCGUCAUUGUAUUAGAUGGUGAGGAUUCGGUGAUUUGUAGUGACAGUCCCCUGCCACUGGCUGAGAGACUGAGACUAAAAUUUCUGAAGUGAUCAUCCAGUUUUGUCGGUUUAAAGAGUAUUUUUAUCUUUUAUUCACAUCCUAUUUGCUUCUAAUUAAGUAAUUUCUUUGCUUUUUGAAAAGCAAAAUGCCAGAGGGUAGCUUUAGAAUACUGUGACCCAGUUUGAGUUUUAUUUGUCUGUUGUGUUUUGAAAAUAAACUUAGAAGAUUUAUUUGUAUUUUGAAAA
Gambusia affinis (western mosquitofish) is the source of this 3232-nucleotide messenger RNA. RefSeq names its product flap endonuclease GEN homolog 1 (gene gen1). The coding region runs from base 374 to 3037 and encodes 887 amino acids. Lineage: Eukaryota; Metazoa; Chordata; Actinopteri; Cyprinodontiformes; Poeciliidae. Gene Ontology annotation, molecular function: 5'-flap endonuclease activity; four-way junction DNA binding. The record is from RefSeq and is a predicted model, not a curated record. The transcript is spliced from 13 exons.